This is a messenger RNA of Gigantopelta aegis, 4049 nucleotides long. RefSeq lists its product as uncharacterized. The record is from RefSeq and is a predicted model, not a curated record. The coding region runs from base 1 to 1158 and encodes 385 amino acids. The transcript has 7 exons. Lineage: Eukaryota; Metazoa; Mollusca; Gastropoda; Neomphalida; Peltospiridae.
AUGGAGCUUAUUGGUGGAGUGUUGUCUCCCAUAUCAACAGAUCAUGCUGCUGCUCCAAAUAGGGUACUCAAGAUUGUCAGCUGCGGUUGCAAGGCAACAUGCAGGAAAAAAAUGCAAAUGUUGGAAAGCUGGACUCUUCUGCACUGCAACGUGUUCAUCGUGUUGUGGCCAAACGUGAAAAUUCAACCCCCGUCAAACUGCAAGAAAACAGAAUUUGAUGAUGUGGAAUAUUUUCACAAGGAUUUAUCAAGUGAUGGUGCAAAAACCUUACUAGAAAACAAACCAGUGGGGGCUUACAUCCUGCGACUGAGCCAGACAAACGACAAUCAAUUAACUUUGUCCUGCAACACAUCGACUGGUGAAACCAGACAUUACCUGCUGGAUAACGAGUGCAAACAUUUGUUAUUGCAAAAUCCAACUGAUGACCUUGGACAAAUAUGUUCUCGUAUGGGGAUUUCAUGUCCCCCCCUUACAAUGCCCAUUGUUAAUGCUAGCAGUUCAUUUCACAACCAAAACAUGGAAUUGCUGCUGCUGCAGUGGAUUGUGGAGGCCAGCCGAGAACAUCCACAAAUACACACUGAAGAUAUCGGUGGAAUCAGAGUGAACCUGCCUUUGGUUCACCUGAAAAAACUACUUGCAAUGGUUGCAUUGCUGGAAAUAAGUCGGCAUACGAUUCUCCAAUGUGGGGGUCUUCAGUUGAUGAUAAGCCUUCUCGAGACGAAUGCAAAAGACUUGUCAGAGUUUUCUGUGUUUCAUUCAGAUGAUGCCCUUGAAAUGAUCAUGUCAGGACUGACUGAACUGGUCAGGUGUGGAACACAAAGUUACAGCUCGAUGGAGCACUUUGAGGUGGGGGUACCACUUAAACAGCUACUCUUGGCUCUCAGCACCUUUCACCUAGAUGCCAACCAAAGGCUGGAGAUUCUUGAAGAAGGUAUUCUUCAAAUGCUUGCAGACAUACUGCAACAAGAUGACAUCGAAUCUGAUGUUGUCCUCCUCUGUGUGAAAACUGUUAAAUAUCUGUGUACUUUCCCAGACUGUCACAGAGAUCUGACGGGCAACACAAAGCUGUUGCAAGUUGUCAAGAAAUACUGCACUUCAUGUGACGACCAAGUCCGAGACGAAGCACAAAAAACAGCACAAUUGCUAAAGGAACUGUAAUAAUUUGAUGCUUUAAAAAUGAAGGAUUCAGUUGUUGAGUCUCCACGAGUACUCAGGCAGGGGCCGAGUCUAGCAAGACUUGAGUUCAUGGUUUUUAUAUAUUAAUACAUGUAUUUAUAGAUAUAUAUACAUGUGUGUGUGUGCCCCCUCCGCUUUCUGCACCUUCCUACGCCCGUGAUUAUAUCAAAAUAUUUAUUGUAGUGACUGUUGACAUGAGUUAUCUCCCUUAUUAUGACGAAAGAAACAAUACUGCUUAAUAAUUAUUGUAAUAUCAUAAUUAUAACCGCAGACUGAAUAGCAUUUAAAUAAUUAAUGCAUUGCAAUCAUAAUCAGAAACAAGAAAUAUAUGGACAUGUAAAAAGUAUGUUUUUAAAAUAAAUAAAUAAAUAUGCUAAUCAACCGAUUACAUCGACCAUUCACUGGUUGAAGACUAUGAUUGGGACCUGCUUCUGUCCUGCACAUUUACAAAAUACCAUAAAAACAGAAGACAUAAUUAUUCCAAGUUAAUCCUUUAAUUAAAUGACUAAAAGGCUUAUGAAAAGUGAUACACUUCGGUACAUUUAGGUACAUUUAGCAGACAUCGGUAACGAGAAUGUCACAUGAGAGUCGGCUGGCAACGAGAUCAAGGAUGUUUAAUGGCUGUGGGUGUACUGAGACGGUCGACUGGCAACGAGAUCAAGAAUCUUUAAUGGCUGUGGGUGUACUGAGACGGUCGGCUGGCGACGAGAUCAAGGAUGUUUAAUGGCUGUGGGUGUACUGAGACGGUCGGCUGGCAACGAGAUCAAGGAUGUUUAAUGGCUGUGGGUGUACUGAGACGGUCGACUGGCAACGAGAUCAAGAAUCUUUAAUGGCUGUGGGUGUACUGAGACGGUCGGCUGGCGACGAGAUCAAGGAUGUUUAAUGGCUGUGGGUGUACUGAGACGGUCGACUGGCAACGAGAUCAAGAAUCUUUAAUGGCUGUGGGUGUACUGAGACGGUCGGCUGGCGACGAGAUCAAGGAUGUUUAAUGGCUGUGGGUAUGCUGAAACAUGUACAAAGCAAUAUGUGUGACAUAGGGGUGCGCAAAAUAUCAGUAUCGGUAAUGUCAGUAUCGGUUAUGUGCAACACGAGCCCUGAUGACAGCUUGACAACAUCAAUGCAUGAGGAGCAAUCAAACGUUGCACAACAUGUUGUGGAAUGUUCUGCCACUCAUGCUGCAGUGCCAUAAGAAGUUGUGGACAUGUCUGGGGUGGUGGAUUCCUCUGGCACUCAUGCUGAUCCAGUGCAUCCCAUAAAUGUUCUAUUGGGUUUAAAUCUGAAGAACAGGCAGGCCAAGAUAAUGUCUGGACGUUGUGGCGCUGCAGAAACUCCUGACUGACACGUGCAACACGUGGUCUGGCAUUGUCAUGUUGAAACAUUCCACCGUUGACGUUCAUGUGCGGAAUGACGUGAUGCUGCAGGAUCUCGUCUCGAUAACUGAUGCCCGUCAGUGCACCUGCCACAUGCACAAGAGACGUCCUACCACCAUGAUGGAUUCCUGCCCACACCAUUACACUGCCACUACCAAAACGGUCAACUUGUUGCACGCAAUUUGGAGCAUAAUGUUCCCCUCGACGUCUAUGGACACGUGUGCGUCCAUCAGCACGUGACAGGAGAAAACGAGACUCAUCUGAGAAUAAAACUGUCCUCCACCUGACACCUGUCCAUCUCACCCUCUGUUGGCACCACUGCAGACGCUCCGGUAAGUGACGUGGGAUCAAUGUUACGUCGCACUGGUCUUCUAGGAAAAUUCCUGCCUCCCUCAGCUGAUUACAAACUGUCUAGUCAGAAAUUCUGUGUCGCUAUGGUGAGCGGCGGUGGUUACUCUGGGACGAUCUGACCAUGGCCUGUCAUUAACACUUUGAGUCGUGUUGUACCAUGCCCAAAAAAGCAGAGAUGGUCUGUCUGGAGAUGUCAAAGUGCCUUGCCACAGCUUGUUGAGUUCCCCUGCUUGCAAUCUCACAAUGGCAUUAUUGCCUUGAGCUGACGUCAAUCUUGGCAUUAUUGCGUUACCUACAGUGUCGUUAUGCAGUCUGUUUGAAUCACUGCUGUGGCCUUUUAUGACCCACCAACGGAGGGUUCGGCAUGCAAAGUUACAGAACUCCAUGAUGCACGUGCUCUGAGGGUUGCGUUUUUGCGUUUGUACUGAAAGUACAAACGUUGACUAUGGCUACGUUUAUGCAAAUCGGACAUGUUUUUGCAUCACCAUUCGCUCACUUACUUGAUUGUCUUUACAAUGUCUUUGAUUCUGCAAAAAUAAUCUGAUAGCAUUAUUUUUACCAAUGUCGUUUCUUUUUUUGAAGAGUAUAUAUUGGAUGUGGCAAAUGUACAAGACAAAACAAUUAUUCAGUAGGGCUUCUGCCCCUUCACUCACUGCUUUAAGAAAUUUGUGUUCAUUUGUUUUUGGUUUUUGUUUUUUGUGUUUUUGUGAUGUACAGUAAUAGCAAUUGCUUGCCAAACUAUUUAUCCAAAGUUUUAUCGCUGCUAUAUUUAUGUGUCAUAUUUGGAGGGGGAAAAGCAAUAAUACAUGUAGGUAUUCAAGAGAGAUAAAUAAACCUGCUUUUUUCCUCUUGGCAUUUUAAUACAGGAUUUUCAAUAAUUUAUAUAAAAUUGAAAUACCAGUUAUUAGAAAUGAAAUAAUUAUACGUAACGUCAUCUCCAGAUAUUUGACAAUUACUUUCCAAAAAAGUUUUUUGUCUAGCAUUAUAGUUUGCAAUUAACCUUCAUGUUGUUGAUUUUAUACACGAUGUUUUGAUUUCACUAGAAGUGAAUGGGAAAUGUUUUAUGUUAUACUGCCGUUUGUUUGGCUGUUUGAGGCAUAUUUGUUUGGAAAAGUACAGGUGCUGGUCACCUAAUAAAAUUCUUUGUUUACA